GACAGUCUGAAGGUCUUUCUGAUCGAACCAAUCAGAGAAUAUGGAUGGUGGAAAUACAGAUGUCCAGGAAGAGCUGGACUCUGUUGAGGACGAGCUAAAGUUGUUGGCGUUGCAGAUCACAGAGCUCCUGCAGAAGCAGACUGAGCUGACGUAUCGGUAAAAUGCACUACUACAGCAGCUGGAAGAGGCCUCUUUACCCAUGUUUUCAUCAAAGUCAUCUGGAGUCGAUCUAGUAAUGACUAAGUAAGUAAGAAAUGCAACGCUAUGAAGGCGCAGAUUUUCCAUGGUCCAGAGAAGUUGAGCAGCACUUACAGGACUUGUUCCAUCUCUCCAAGUUCAGACCACUACAGCUGGGAGUUAUCAACCUGACUUUGAGCGUCAGGGAUCAGUUCUUGGUGAUGCCUACUGGAAGGGGAAAAUGUCUCUGCUACCAGUUCAAGGCAGUCUACUCCAAGGGGUUUACACUAGUUGUCACUCCCCUGGUGUCCCUGAUGGAGGAUCAGAUCAUGUAUCUGAAGUCCACAGUCAUGCUGAAUGCAUCCAGUAGCAAGGACCAUGCUAAGACAGUCAUGGCUGGAAUGACUGAUCCAAAUGCCCCUUUCAUGAUAGUGUACGUAACCCCAGAGAGGAUUGCUAAGAGCAAGCUGCUGUUGUCUCGUCUGCAGAAAGCCUACAAUGAAAACCUGCUCAGUCGCAUCACUGUGGAUGAGGUGCCCUACUGCAGCCAGUUGAGUCAUGACUUCAGGCCAAAUUAUAAGCUUCUCGGCAUCCUGCAGAGGCAGUUCCCUAAAGUCCCCCUGCUUGGUCUCAGCAGCGUCCUCAAGGACUGUGAGAAGAUCCUAUGUGUUCCAAAGCCAGCCACACUAACUGCCUCCUUCAAUCGAACUAAUCUGUACAACGAGGUUCAUAUUAAAGAUUCUGACAAUGACUCAUCGAUAAGUGGCAUUACUUCUCUGAUCAAGAGCAGAUACAAGGACCAGUCGGGGAUCGUGUAUGUGUUCUCUCAGAGGGAUGCAGAAGAGACACAUCCUGUCAUAACC
This is a messenger RNA of Acanthochromis polyacanthus (spiny chromis), 1040 nucleotides long. RefSeq names its product ATP-dependent DNA helicase Q1-like. Lineage: Eukaryota; Metazoa; Chordata; Actinopteri; Pomacentridae. Gene Ontology annotation, cellular component: chromosome; cytoplasm. The record is from RefSeq and is a predicted model, not a curated record. Gene Ontology annotation, molecular function: four-way junction helicase activity; nucleic acid binding; 3'-5' DNA helicase activity. Gene Ontology annotation, biological process: double-strand break repair via homologous recombination.